AUGACCAUUUUGAGGGCAGAAGAUCCGGCAUGUGAUUGGAAGUUGCCAAAGCAGUUAGCUGAGCUCGAGGAGAAGGAUAAAAUUUUCGAGAAGAUUGUCAACGAUGCUUUGUCGAUUGAUUUGUCCGAAUUUGAUCUUCCUAAAAUGCGAGCGGAGCGACGCGCUGAAGUAGCUGCCGAGGUUGAGAGAGCUCGGGAGAGAGAACAGGAGCUGAAAGAUCUCUACGGUGACGAUGAGAUUGUUUUCUCUGAUGAAGAAGAUGAGUAA
Molecule: messenger RNA, 267 nt
Organism: Perkinsus marinus ATCC 50983
Lineage: Eukaryota; Perkinsozoa; Perkinsida; Perkinsidae
Exons: 3
Coding region: 1-267 (88 amino acids)
Source: RefSeq, a predicted model, not a curated record